Messenger RNA from Eucalyptus grandis, 1400 nucleotides. RefSeq names its product RING-H2 finger protein ATL51. The record is from RefSeq and is a predicted model, not a curated record. Lineage: Eukaryota; Viridiplantae; Streptophyta; Magnoliopsida; Myrtales; Myrtaceae. Bases 332 to 949 code for a protein of 205 amino acids. The transcript is spliced from 3 exons.
GUCGAGAAGAGGAGAGAAACGCGAAGGAGCCUUGGCAAUUUCUUACAGAGUCAUCAUCUCUUCCAUCUUCUUGACCUUCACCAUCCCAUCCAUGGCCCAUCCAUUCUAAUAAUCACUGUACGAUCUCGAGUCAAUCCAAAGCAAAACUCCAAAAAUUGGAGCAGUCUUCACGGCGAAAAAAGUGGUUCUUUCCUCUGAAAAUACUUGACUUCUGUCACUCGAGGACUCCUCCUCCUCUUCUUCUUCUUCUUCUUCUUCUUCCUUCGUCGUCUUCUUGGGUCUUCUUCUGGUUUUGGAUCUCUUGCCCUCCCUUUUCUUUUGAGCUUUGUGAAUGACGGCCCCGGGUAUGAAUUUGAUUACCACUGUAAUUGGGUUUGGGAUGAGUGCGGCUUUCGUUGUGUUCGUGUGCACGAGACUGAUUUGCGGGAGGAUGCGGAGGGAUGAACCGAGGCCCAUGUUCGAGCUCGAUUCAAGAAUCGAUGUGGAGCAGGCAGUGCAUCGAGUGAGCGGACUUGAGCCUGUUCUGGUAGCUGCGAUCCCGACGAUGAAAUUCGACCAGAAGGCUUUUAGCUCUGUCGAAGAUGCACAAUGCUCAAUCUGUCUAGGAGAGUACCAAGAGGGAGAAGUGUUGCGGAUCAUGCCCAAAUGCAGCCAUAGUUUCCAUCUCACCUGCAUCGAUACAUGGCUAAGGAAACAAUCCACGUGCCCCGUCUGCCGCUUGCGCUUGCAAAACUCAUUCUUGUUGAGGUCUCUGGGAACCGAUGCUUUUGAAACGACGAGUUCUGUCGAGGAAUCCAACAUGUCGAUGGACAAUUCGCAUCACUGGUUGAUUCCGGGUGUCGAUCACUUGGAGCAAAGCAGCAAUCACCAAGAGAAUCCCGAGCCUUUUCCUGACCAUUCCCCUGGACUAACCAGACUCUCUGUAGGGAACACAGGGACGAGUAGAUGAUCAAAUGGCAAAAUCAUUUUCCUCAGGCUCUUACAGGGACUUGUAUUCGAUCCACAACAGCACGCUGGCGGAUCAAAGGGGUUGCGGCAACUGUCACUGGCGAGUUCUUUCUAUUAGUGCCCGCAUGCCUGAUUACAUUCUGUACUCAUAGGAAAAAGCAUGAAGGAAAUUGUUUGGUAACAUAAGAUAGGACGUGUCGAAUCGGAAUUUGUGUGGGAGACACGAGCAAAGUCCCUCGUUUGGUGCAGGGUGAUGGUGAUUCAACACCUGACAUAGUCCCUUUUUCCCUCCCUCAAUUUGGGACUCUUGAAACUGUUAUUAUUAACUUGCUUUACUUUCUCAUUUGCCUUUUCAUGUACUCUAUCUACAUCAUAGUUUUCCAGCAUACGAUGAUGAGGAAGGCUUCUUAUUUCAUUUUCUUUGUGACAGUUAUAAAGCAUGUUUUUCAUUA